Molecule: messenger RNA, 4716 nt
Organism: Ceutorhynchus assimilis (cabbage seed weevil)
Lineage: Eukaryota; Metazoa; Arthropoda; Insecta; Coleoptera; Curculionidae
Source: the annotation of a GenBank genome assembly
AAAGCUGACACUGACACUGACUUUUCGUUUUGUUUUGAAUGAACCUACAACAAAAAAAAAUCUAGCUUAUAUUUUUCAUUCAACAAAUUAUAAAUUGUUAAUCAAUUUUAUGUAAAAAAGGCAACAAAUAUGUAAUUUAACUGAAUCUAGAUAUUCUCCCUCAAUAAACAACCAUGUUACUAUAACCAGAAAAAUCAUUCAGUGAGUAUGUCCUAUGCAAACAACAAUAGACCCAAAAAUGGUUAAAACCAGCCCCAAAAGUAAAUAUUUACGCAGAUACAGGAUCUGUUUCAUAAUAGGAAUAAUAAUUCUAUCAUUCCAAAUUCUUUUGGUGGCGAAUUUUCUGUCACAAAACAAAAACCGAAUAGAACCGGAAAAAUGGGAACCCUCGGACUCUGACAGAGAUUCCGGCUCUAAUAACGAAGCCGCGAAUUCUGCUCGGAGGAGCGACGAUGACGAAACCAACUUGCUUGCUCCUCAAACUAGAAAAGUACUCAAUAACAGUAUCCAGCUCAAAACUGAAGACAUAAACUUUGACUUGCCUUGCUUAAUCACUGAAAAACAAACACUUUCAGCACUGAAUAGAGCUAAAACGCAAAAAUGCAAGCAACUAAUUGCAAAUAUCUCGUGUUUAGCCUUAGAAAAUCAAUUAUAUCCAAUAGAAUUGCAGUCGAGUUGUCCAGCGAAAGAUUUCAGGAUAGGCAAAGAGUUGGGCUGUUUCAAAGAUGAGAAGAACUUUAGGCUUUUGAAUGGUUAUUUUGGGGUGAAUAAAAACGACAAUUCGCCCAAGUACUGUAUCAAUUUGUGCUUGCAAUCUGGAUUUACUUAUGCAGGAGUUCAAUAUUCGCAGGAAUGUUUCUGUGGAUCAGACGAACCACCUCUGAGCUCAAAAAUUCCUGAUUCUUCGUGCAACAUGAAGUGCCCGGGAGAUCCGCAUGCGACUUGCGGCGGAUAUUACACUGUUAAUAUUUACCAGACGGGAAUUAAAAAAUUUAUGCCUCAAAUCGCUAAUGAUAGUUCAAUUAGCAACACCAACAAACCAGUAAAAAUUGUAUUUUUGCUUACAUUAAAUGGAAGGGCCUUGAGACAAGUAAAAAGACUAUUGAAAAUACUCUACCACAAAGAUCAUUAUUAUUUCAUACAUGUUGACAUUAGACAAGAUUUUCUUUUUCGUGAACUCUUAGCACUAGAAAAAUUUCCAAACAUCCAUUUAACAAGAAAAAGAUUUGCAACUAUAUGGGGAGGAGCUUCUUUACUUGAAAUGCUUCGGUCUUGCAUGUCAGAACUACUCCAAAUGAAUUGGAAUUGGGAAUUCAUACUAAAUCUAAGUGAAUCCGAUUUUCCUGUAAAGCCUGUGCAAAAAUUGACACGAUUUUUAAGUGCCAACAGGCACAGCAAUUUUGUCAAGUCACAUGGAAGAGAGGUGCAAAGAUUUAUCCAAAAACAAGGCCUAGAUAAGACUUUUGUUGAAUGCGAGUACCGCAUGUGGAGGGUGGGCAACAGAAAAUUACCAUUUGGCAUACAGAUUGAUGGCGGCAGUGAUUGGAUAGCCUUAUCAAGACCUUUUGUGUCUUAUGUGGCCAAUCCAAUACCUGAUAGCCUUGUUACAGGUUUAUUAAAAGUCUUCAAACAAACUCUUUUACCAGCUGAAAGUUUCUUUCACACAGUUCUCAGAAAUUCCAAGUUUUGCGACACUUAUGUUGAUAAUAAUCUACAUGUGACCAAUUGGAAAAGAAAAUUGGGCUGUAAAUGUCAAUACAAACAUGUAGUGGAUUGGUGCGGUUGUAGCCCCAACGAUUUCACUUUGGAGGAUUGGCCCAAAGUCCUAAACACUCUUGCCAGGCCUUUGUAUUUUGCCAGAAAAUUUGAGCCAGUUAUCAAUCAAGCUGUGAUUUUAAAGUUAGAGUUGUGGCUUCAUAGCAUUGAGAAACCUUCAAAGCGAGUGGAAAAUUUGAAUUCUUAUUGGCAAAAUGUUUAUCAUUAUCAAGACUUAGGGAUUCAAAUGGAUGAUGCUUUGAAAACUUUAGCCAAUAGUAUUUCAAGGAAGACUUCAAUUAACACUUCAUGUCCUGUAAAUUUGAAGACUCUAAGCCAAAUUAAUUCUUUUCAUUUGAAUGACCAUUACAAAUAUGCAUUGUUUUUGUAUGAAGAUAUCGAAGUUGCUGUGAAAAAUUUUGAUAAAAUAACAGUCACAAAACCCAGACCACUAAUGGAUCAUUUGUCAUUUUUAAUGGUCAGCACUGAUUAUGAUCAAAAAGAGCAACUUAGUAGGAAUUUCAUUAGGAUACUAUCACCAUAUUCUGAACCCGUAUUGGUUUAUAAAUUUCAAAAUCUGCCAAAAAAUGGCAAACAAUAUAAUUUGACAUGUUUGUGGAUAGAUCCUGUAGGGAAUUUAAGGGAUGUUUCUGGAAUUUCUUUGGAAGAGAACAGCUUGGUGGGACAUGUGAAACCUAGUUUGAAACAGCCAAUUUUACCAGGCAUUUGGAACAUCAAAAUCCUUUACAAAGAUACCCUCUUAGCCCAAACCUCUUUUCCAAUCUUGCCAUUAGAAUUCCAUACAGGCAAACCAAUUACUAGCCAUGAAAUAGCCUUUUUACAUUCUGGAUUAACCUACUUGAACACUUUUGGAGAUUCUUACUCGAAAUUCUUGCCCAAUGAUUCCUUAAAAGGCCUUCUACAAGAAAAAGCACGUUUUAAUUCACAAAAACAAGAUGAUAGCCUCUUAGAGUGGAUUGACAGUUUGGUGAAUACAUUUUACUUUAUUGAUAAAGUAUGUGUAAAUGGUCAGGUUUGUGAAAAAAUUGAUCAGUGUAGAACUACGCAGUGGAGCAGUUUGGCUCCGGAUCCUAAAAGUGCCAUAAGUGAUGUGAACGCGACUACCGGUAUGUUUGAUAUUUGGUGAUUACUUGCCCAAAUAAUAGUUAAUUAAAAGGCCCCGAGAUAUUUUUUAGUGCCAUAGUCUCGGGGCUAUGAUAUUAGGAAAAAAGUUCUGUCUCUAUUUUUGAGUCGAGACAGUUCUAUAAUAGAGUGGCCAAUAAAAUGCUCAAUUUAUGUCUGGUCCUAUUUAAGCAAUAAUUAUUGGCCACUCUUUAGGAUUAUAAGAAGAAUUGUGAUAAAAAAUGGUGCUCAAUUCUUUAAUCUAAGUCUGAUUGUAGUUAAGGAAUGGUAGGAGUUGAGGUCAUUUUAAUUUUAGGUACCAAUACUUAUCCUUUUUUAAUUUAUUCCUAUUUUAUUUCUUAAGUUACAUUCCAGUAAAUUAUUAGGUUUUAAUGAUUGGUUUGCUCAUCUGUGUUUGACACAAAUUAUACCUAUAUUGAAUAGAACUUGUGGUUCAUUUCUACUACAGUUUGACGUUUGUUUUGCUUCUAAUAUUGAAUUACAAUAAAAACAAUAGACUAAGAGCUUGGAAUUUCUAGUUCUUAGUCAUCAAUUUGUAGAUUAAGGAUAAUUCAAUAAAUUAAUACAUUAUUUUAUUAAGGUUGAUCAAAAACAUAUUUUUUAAGAAACUGCGUGUAAAUGACCAAAAAAGAAAAUCUUGUAGCAUCACUUUAGUUAGGUAAUUUAUCAAAAUAUUUUUGUAAUAAAGUUAAGAUUCAAAUUUCCUGCCUGAAAAUUAUCUUUUGGACUUCCUGGCGGGAUUCAUACAAUAUUUUGUGCUGGGUACUAAAUAUUUUAUGAAAAUCUUAUAGCAAAAAAAUGACAAUAAGAGUAGAAAUUUAUCUUAUUGAUAAAGUGCCCAGCACUUUUGUUUUGGUUCCAAUCAAUUGAAAAUUGUCUCAUUGGAAUCAAAGCAAUGAUUUUCUAGUUCUCAAAUCUAAUGUUUCAAAAACACUCACUGAUUGUUCCAAUGUUGAAAACUUUGUAAUUACUGUGACUUUAUUAAAAACACUAUUCAAUUGUAAUAAAACCUCAAAAAUUACUUAAAAAUAUGCUUUAUUUUGUUAGUAGAAGCUAUAAGAGUUAGAAUUAGUUGAAUAAGAAGAAAAAUAGCAAAAAAAAUCCCAUUUAAAAAUUCAAAACUAUUUAUUUCUAAUUGGUACGACAAGUACCAAUGGUAAUAUUGCCUUCCACUUUAGUAGUGGCAAGAUCAAUUCCAUCAUUAUUAAGGUACACGUUUCUAAUGCACCCUACAUAAGGAGUACGCGAAACAAUUCCUCUGACUCUCUUAAUAAUCCUGUGACCCCCUAGGAACAAGGCACUUCCAGUGUCACUAGAAACAGCAGACGGAAUACCAAUUUUAGGAUCGGUAAAGAUGUUAUCCACCGAAAGAGUGAUUACGUUUUUGGAUUUAACAGCUACAAUAAAAAUAAUUACUUCAAUCAUACAUAAACUUAUAAUAAUUGCAAUUACCUUGUAUCUCAUGCCAUUGUCCGUCACACAAAGUGAAAUUAUUAUUGCCAGGAGGCACAUAAGUAGCAACAACUGGACCUCUGCCAUUUUCUACAGUCAAUCUCAAAUGCCCAUUAUGCAUUUCCAAGACUACAAAAUCUUUUUUACCAUGCACCGCUACAAGUAAACCUGAAUUGACUCUAGGUUUGAUUUCCAUUUUGAUGUUAAACUCUUGUCCGACAUUGUAAUGUUCUCUUAGUCGUAUAUAAGUGUUCAAACCUCCUCCAAAGAACGUACCGGCUUCAACAUUAUCAGAACAUGGUAUGAUGUCGUAUUGUUUUGGGAAUUCUAAAGGUUUGUCGUUCAUGUUAAGAUUUUUGAUGCAUC